AUGUCGGAAACUUAUCUUCAGCAAGCUUUUGGGCAGCCGACCUUCACCGACGUACAUGCGAAUGGGAAUUCCUCUGGACGUGAUCUCUUCGACAUCCUCGACGCCGCCAAUCUCCAUCACAACCACGAAUAUGACCCCAGCGGACAACACCUACAUUCACUGCACAUACAGUCUCAGGAUGUCAUCGCGCAAACCCAGCAAUUUGCGUAUGCAUUGCACAGCAGUGGUGUGUCGGCACCAGGCCUACCGUACACCUCCGAGGCGCCUGCAAUGCCGACCAUGACAGGACACAUCCCGCAACACUACGAGCACCACAGUGCGCUUCAGAUCGGCUUUGAUGAUCUCCAGGGAUUCUCUCCCGUUACACAAAGCUUCAACAUCAACGCUUAUCGCACGCCAUACCCCGACAGCAUCGCAACAUCCACAUCAUCAGCCACAUCACCCGAACGCACCAAUGCAAGUCUCCUCACCGAUCCGGUUGUUGUCGAAGCAGAAGAGGACAAGCGAAAACGCAAUCAAGCUGCUUCCGCACGCUUCCGGCAGAAGAAGAAGCAGCGCGAGCAACAACUCAUGGAGACAAGUCAAAAGAUGCAAGACCGGACCAAGAAGCUUGAAGCCGAAAACGAUGGGCUGAAGAAGGAGAACAUGUUCCUGAAGAAGCUGCUCGUCGAGAAGGUGGAUCACAUGAGCGAUGAAGAUCGGGAGCUGCUCAAGAAAGCCGCCGAAGGCGCGCUAGCUGGAGUAAUCGGAAAGAAGUCUUGA
This is a messenger RNA of Alternaria conjuncta, 762 nucleotides long. RefSeq lists its product as uncharacterized. The coding region runs from base 1 to 762 and encodes 253 amino acids. NCBI's taxonomy places the organism in Eukaryota, Fungi, Ascomycota, Dothideomycetes, Pleosporales, Pleosporaceae. The transcript is spliced from 2 exons. The record is from RefSeq and is a predicted model, not a curated record. Gene Ontology annotation, cellular component: nucleus. Gene Ontology annotation, biological process: regulation of transcription by RNA polymerase II. Gene Ontology annotation, molecular function: RNA polymerase II transcription regulatory region sequence-specific DNA binding; DNA-binding transcription activator activity, RNA polymerase II-specific.